AGCUCGCCGCCUGCAGAGAGCGUGUCUCUACAGUCCUGCUAGUCUGCCCCUGUCCAGCCAGGUCACGCGCGGGGAAGCUCGUCAACCCACCCCUCUGACAUCUACGCCAAGUUAACUAACUCCUCUCGUCGGCUCCGACGGCGGGGUCCUUGUUCGACAUGGAGCUCCUCCCGGACGACGUGCUCAUGACGGUCAUGCAGUUCCUGUGCGUGGAGGACGUCCUGGCCUGCCGCCUCGUGUGCAGGAGGCUCUGCGGCCUCGCUGUGCACCGGGACGUCUGGCGCCACCGAUCGCUCUCCGACGACGACCCCUGCGCCGGCGCGGUGCUGCUCCUGGCCCCGUGCCUCGAGAGGCUUGUCGUCACGGGCCGAGUCCCGACCCUGGCGGUGACGACGACCAGGUGCGCCGUGGUGAGUCUGGAGCUGCGGGGCAAGCGAGUUCUGGGAGGUCAUCUCGGACGAGCACGGCAUCGACCCCACCGGGACGUACCACGGCGACUCGGACCUCCAGCUCGAGCGCAUCAACGUGUACUACAAUGAGGCCACGGGCGGCAAGUACGUGCCGCGCGCGCUCAUGGUGGACCUGGAGCCCGGCACGCUGGACUCGGUGCGGUCCGGGCCGUUCGGCCAGAUCUUCCGGCCGGACAACUUCAUCUUCGGCCAGAGCGGCGCGGGCAACAACUGGGCCAAGGGCCACUACACGGAGGGCGCCGAGCUGAUGGAGUCUGUGCUGGACGUGCUGCGCAAGGAGGCCGAGGGCUGCGACUGCCUACAGGGCUUCCAGAUGACGCACUCGCUUGGCGGCGGCACCGGCUCGGGCAUGGGCACGCUCAUCAUCAGCAAGAUCCGCGAGGAGUACCCCGACCGGAUCAUGGCCACGUUCAGCAUCGUGCCCAGCCCCAAGGUCUCGGACACGGUCGUGGAGCCGUACAACGCGACGCUCUCGGUGCACCAGCUGGUCGAGAACACGGACGAGACGUUCUGCAUCGACAACGAGGCCCUGUACGACAUCUGCUUCCGCACGCUCAAGCUGACCACGCCGACGUACGGCGACCUGAACCACCUCGUGUCCGCCACCAUGUCCGGCGUCACCACCUGCCUCCGCUUCCCCGGCCAGCUCAACGCGGACCUGCGCAAGCUCGCCGUCAACAUGGUGCCCUUCCCGCGCCUGCACUUCUUCCUGCCGGGGUUCGCCCCGCUCACGUCCCGGGGCAGCCAGCAGUACCGCGCCAUCACCGUGCCCGAGCUCACCCAGCAGCUGUUCGACAGCAAGAACAUGAUGGCGGCCUGCGACCCGCGCCACGGCCGCUACCUCACCGUGGCCGCCAUCUUCAGGGGCAGGAUGUCCAUGAAGGAGGUCGACGAGCAGAUGCUCAACAUUCAGCUCAAGAACAGCUCGUACUUCAUCGAGUGGGUGCCGAACAACGUCAAGACGGCCGUCUGCGACAUCCCGCCCCGGGGACUCAAGAUGUCGGCCACCUUCAUCGGCAACUCGACCGCCAUCAUGGAGCUGUUCUACCGCGUGUCGGAGCAGUUCACCGCCAUGUUCAGGAGGAAGGCGUUCCUGCACUGGUACACGGGGGAGGGCAUGGACGAGAUGGAGUUCACCGAGGCCGAGUCCAACCUGAAUGACCUGGUCGCCGAGUACCAGCAGUACCAGGAAGCCUCGGCGGAAACCUACGACACGGAGGAGGAGGAGGAAGAAGAAGAGUAGAAGUGAGGGUUGAGUCAGCUUCCGUUUAAUGCUACCAUUCAAUCUUGUGAUAUUAAGUGUGUCAAUUUAGUAUGGUUUGUAAGAGUAACGUGAUACUAGAACUAGAUCGCUUAGCCACUUCUCUUUUUAGAAAAGAGAAAAGAUUAUUUUAACGUUUUUAAUAAGCCAGGUUUUAAGAUUUCACAGUUGUAAGACAAACGUUCGCGUAAGUCCAUUUCAUUUGUUAUGGUUGUGUUUUUUUCACUCCGCCCUUCUUGUACGUUUCGCGGACUGCCCCGGCGGUUCACGUCACUUGAAUAAUUUUGUAGGCCUAAGUUGAACAAUUCCCUGUAACUUUUUUGUUGUGUGUACUUUGCUCCCCGUGUGUUCGGGGCUGGUCCGCCCGGCCCCGCCCGGCCCCGCCCGGCUCCUGCCAUUGUGUCUUUAAUAAAGUAAAACCAGCCUCGCA
Molecule: messenger RNA, 2161 nt
Organism: Frankliniella occidentalis (western flower thrips)
Lineage: Eukaryota; Metazoa; Arthropoda; Insecta; Thysanoptera; Thripidae
Product: tubulin beta chain-like
Exons: 7
Coding region: 574-1713 (379 amino acids)
Biological process (GO): microtubule cytoskeleton organization; mitotic cell cycle
Cellular component (GO): microtubule; cytoplasm
Molecular function (GO): GTPase activity; structural constituent of cytoskeleton; GTP binding
Source: RefSeq, a predicted model, not a curated record